AUGCGUGUUUCUACUCUCCACAGCCUGCUCGCCCUUGCGGUGGCAGCGCAGGCUGCCCCGACGCGCGGCGGCAGCGAGUUUGCCAAUUUGAAAGCCCACAUCAAGAACGUCGUCAUCCUGGUCAUGGAGAACCGCUCGCUUGACAAUCUCCUGGGCGGACAGAAGCUGAAGGGCCUCGACAACCCCAUCCAGAAGGGCCCGUUCUGCAACCCGUACAAUCUGACCAACCCGGCCGCCGGCUCGGUGUGCUCCGCCGCCAACGACUUUGACUCCAUUACCGAUGAUCCGGACCACGCCGUCUAUGGCAACAACAUUGAGUUUUACGGCACCUUUACGCCGGACAACAACGCCAUUGCGUCCGGCCACCUGACGCCCACCCAGAAGGGCUUCGUGCAUGAGCAGCUCCGUCUCUACAGCUCCAAGGCCAACCGGUCCACGCUGGCCCAGCAGGUCAUGAACUACUACACCGAGGAGCAGGUGCCCGUGCUCACCGCGCUGGUCAAGAACUUCGUGACCUUCAACCACUGGCACUCGGCCAUUCCCGGCCCCACCGACCCCAACCGUCUGGCCCUUGUUUCGGGCAGCUCCUAUGGUCACGGCUCCAACGACGCCUCCUUCACGGCCAAGGGCUUCAACCAGAAGUCCAUCUUUCAGUCGCUGACUGAGGGUGGCUACCACUGGAGGAACUACCAUGACCCCGCCGGCGGCACCGGACCCGAGGCCUCGUGGUUCCAGUGGACCUACGAUGCCGGCCUGGAGGGCAACGUCGUCGACAUCUCACAGUUCUUCGUCGACGCUGCUGCCGGCAACCUCACCUCGCUCAGCUUCAUCAACCCUUCGUGCUGCGGCGUCGGCACCACCUCGAUGCACCCCUCCGGCCUGAUCUCUGCCGGCGAGGCCCUCAUCAAGCAGGUCUACGAGGCCCUGCGCGCCGGCCCCCAGUGGGAGCAGACGCUCUUCAUCCUCACCUUCGACGAGACCGGCGGCUUCCACGACCACGUGCCUCCCCCGCUCGCCCCCAGGCCCGACGACCUGACGUACACGGCCAAGACGCCGUCGGGCGCCAACUACACCUUCCCCUUCAACCGCCUCGGCGGCCGUAUCCCCACCCUCCUCAUCUCCCCCUGGGUGAGCAAGGGCUACGUCGAGCAGCAGCACGCCAACUCCGCCGGCCAGGUCGUCUCGUACUCGGCCACCUCCAUCCUGCGCACGCUGGGCUACCUCUUCGACUUCGAGCCCUACAAUCCCCGCGUCGAAUGGUCGCCCUCGUUCGCGCACCUCAUCAACUCGCGCGCGCGCAACACCCCGAAGAAGCUCCCUGCGGCUAAUCCCUUCAAGGAGUGA
Thermothielavioides terrestris NRRL 8126 is the source of this 1344-nucleotide messenger RNA. RefSeq lists its product as uncharacterized. Gene Ontology annotation, molecular function: hydrolase activity, acting on ester bonds. Lineage: Eukaryota; Fungi; Ascomycota; Sordariomycetes; Sordariales; Chaetomiaceae. Gene Ontology annotation, biological process: phospholipid catabolic process. The transcript has 2 exons. The record is from RefSeq and is a predicted model, not a curated record. The coding region runs from base 1 to 1344 and encodes 447 amino acids.